Molecule: messenger RNA, 10727 nt
Organism: Dromaius novaehollandiae (emu)
Lineage: Eukaryota; Metazoa; Chordata; Aves; Casuariiformes; Dromaiidae
Gene: CNDP1
Product: carnosine dipeptidase 1
Exons: 15
Coding region: 2650-4056 (468 amino acids)
Biological process (GO): proteolysis
Cellular component (GO): cytosol
Molecular function (GO): metallodipeptidase activity
Source: RefSeq, a predicted model, not a curated record
CAUCUUGAAUUUCUGUGGCUCUGUUCAAAAAAGGUGCUGAGCAUCAUUUCAUACAGAGGACAGUUUGUAGCCACUGGCCUUCAUGAAGCGUUCUGUGACCUCUUGCUGGUGUAAGGGUGUCUCUUCUAAAUUCAUCUCUUUCCAUAGAUACACCCAGGUGAGACUAUUGACAUUUAGGUGCCUCUCUGCCUGUGCAGCUCUUGUUCCAUAGUCUGAUCAGUUUUUGCGGCUGGCAAUAUUGCUUAACUCUUAGUCUGAACUGAUGCCGAAAUCUGGCACCAUCUCAAACAAUGACUGCUGAGAAACUCCUCAAAUUAGAGCACAGUGGGAAGGAGUGAGAAGCUAGAAUGGCCUGCUGCUGCUGUACAAGGAACAGAAAUGGAAAUCCUUGCGGGCAAGAGACAUUUGGGAUUUGUGUGAAGGGGCCUUUCUAGAUCACAUUUAUACUCCCAAGGGAUGAUACCACUUUCACAAAACUGAAAAAUAAUCAUAUUGAGAAGUCACAGUAGGCCACAACAAUAACCUCAUACCAUUGUGAUUACAACACUACAAUAUCAUUCCCCUUCUCCUGAAAUACACCUUCAAGGAUUGAAACAUAGCCACUUGGAGCUGGAGGUUACUGCUUAGAGGGACAGGUAGAAUUGAAAAGCUGUAUUAUCUGCCUAUGAAUGAAGUACUGCUGAUAACAGCAUAUUUCUUGCAUACUUUCUCACUCAAACUUCUUUUAAAAGUAUCUUAAGUAAUUACAGUAUGAAGGUAACAAUUAAGGCAUGUUAAGUUCUGCUAUAGUGCCACUGAAAUUAGUUUACUCUUAGCCAUGCUUCAUAACCAAGUGAGGCUGCUGCCCAAAUGUAGUAGUAGUAGAAACACAAAGUAGGAGACAAUCUCUGCCCUGGGUAGCUUAUGCUUUCGAAGGCUGAGAGACAGACACUGUUCCUUUUCUUUAUCUCUUUGUUUUGGUUCUUUUCUUCCUGUAGUUAAUCUAUUUCCUUCUGCUUAAACACUUACUGUAUGCCAGAGAAGAAGUGUCUACCUCAGCACUUAGCUGACCUAGUCCAGCUGAGUUCUUUAAUCUCUCCUUGUAAGUUAGGCUUUCUUGCAGUUAAUAAGCUACCAUCAAAAGAGUGUUUUUAUUAAGGAGAUAAAGCUGCCUGCAUUUAAAAAGGCUUCUAAACAAUGUUUGCAGUGUUUAUGAUAAUCCAUAAAUCUCUAACACUAUGGACUCUAAACCUUGCUCCAAGUUAUAGGCUGUAAACUAAUGAGCAAUUAGCAAUGAAAUAAUAAGCUAUAAAGUAAUCAUCGCUCUUUUCAUUUCACAAUAUUAUAGUUUUUCAGUAGUACAAAGUGAAAAAUCUGCAAAUAGUUAAAUGACUAAAUUUAGACCUAUUUCAAAUCUCACUCCUACUACUGUAAUUCAGGAGCAACUCCAGUGCAAAUCAGAUAUAAAGUAGGAUAAAGGAAGGCAGGAUUUUUGAGGGAAAAAUGUUUUAAAUGCAAAUAAACACUUCCCCCAAUCUUUUGCAUUUCAUUUGCAAAUGAAGUUAUAUAUUAAUCAAAGAACAAGUACUUAAGAAAAGGUCUUUGGUCUGAGACAGGACUUUGGUCUUCCUGUUAAAACUGAUAAUUGUUAAUACAGAAGGUUUACUGAAUCUAAUCAUGUGGAUAGCUGCUCUCUCCAAACAGAACACUAAGGGUCGAAACUUGUAUGCAGACACAAGCAUCUAAAAUGAGAAACGUGCUGUAAUUUCAGAGGUCCUCUUGUAAAGAAGAAUUGACACCAAAGAGAUGAGGCAGAUUCUUCUUUUCAAUAACCUAUUGGCAUCUGGGUGGCAAAGCAGACCUUUCCUGUUCAGAGUCUCAUCACCAGCCAUAAAGGCAACUGAAAAACAAGCAUAGAGAGGGUCUCACCUAGUCAGCUGGAGAGGAGACUGAGGCUGGAUUGCCUGCUGCCCCUGAAGAUACAGUCCUUGUGCUAAUCUUUAAGGCACGGAUGUCCUCCUCAUCUUCAGCGUUGGAGACCGAGAUCUUCCAGUACAUUGACCUGCAUCAAAAUGUCCUCGUUGAGGUAGGAACUACAUUGCAUGAAAUGACUAGAGUGCAGAACUGAUGUUGGAGAGGCCUGUGCUCUACUUGCCAGACCAGUGUUUGCCAUUAAGGAUCUUGAACCAUAGGAACCCAUCUAGAACCCUUCUGUGUCCUGAAGCUUUCGCUCCCAGGAACUGACCUGCUUUGACAGGCGCCAUAUUGUGAUCAAGGAAGGUAGAAGAACUGCAGCAGGAGCUUCUGGAAGGGGUUUUUUUGAGAAAGCUCUGCAGAGGACAGAUAAAGGAGUCAGAUGCUGAUGGCUUUGUUGUGGGCCAAUUCUGAAGCAGGCACUUCAGAUGCAAGUAAGGUGAUCCAGGGUCCUGAUAAGCCUUUACCAGAAAGGUAAAGGUACAGAGUCCACGUCAUUGCUGUGACAGGCUGGAAAUAAAAACAUCUUCAAAUGUGAUACCUCUUGUGUUCAAAGGCAAAACAACAGAUUCCUGGGUUUUAGACUUAUUGGUUUAUUUAAACUAUAUCUCUUGUCUUCCUGUACAGAACCUUGAGGAAUGGGUGGCUGUGGAAAGUGAUUCUGUUCAACCAGGUCUCAGGAAAGAAGUAAUACGAAUGAUGGCAUUAGUAGCCAACAGACUUAAAGUGUUGGGAGCCACUGUUAAUUCAGUAAACCUGGGGUCACAUCAGUUGCCUGAUGGCCAGAACCUCCCACUGCCUCCUGUCAUUCUUGCAGAACUGGGCAAGGAUCCCCAAAAACCCACUGUAUGUUUCUAUGGUCAUGUGGACGUGCAGCCUGCCAAAAAAGAUGAUGGCUGGAAAACUGACCCUUACACACUGACUGAAAUCAAUGGAAAUCUCUAUGGGCGUGGAGCAACAGAUAAUAAAGGACCUGUCUUAGCUUGGAUAUAUGCAGUAGAAACAUUCAAAGCCUUGAAAUUAGCUAUGCCAGUAAACUUCAAGUUUGUUAUUGAAGGUAUGGAAGAAGCAGGAUCUUUGGGGCUAGAAGAGUUGCUUGAAGAAGAAAAACGGUGCUUUUUUGCUGAUGUUGAUUAUAUUGUGAUUUCGGACAACGUUUGGCUCAGCAACAGGAAGCCUGCCCUUACGUAUGGGACACGGGGAAACGCCUGUUUCUUUGUGGAGGUUGAAAGUGGUGACAAGGACCUUCACUCUGGGACUUUUGGAGGUAUCAUUCAUGAGCCAAUGACAGACCUGAUCGCUCUGCUGGAUAGCCUUGUGGAUCCCACAGGUCAUAUUCAGAUCCCUGGAAUCUAUGACAAUGUUGCUGCCCUGAGAGAGGAGGAGAGGAAAUUGUAUGAAUCGAUAGAAUUUGAUCUAGAAGAACAUAAAAAUAACUGCAGAGUGGAAAAAUUCCUCUAUGACACCAAGAAAAACAGAUUAACUUGGUUACUGAACAUAAUCAUCUUACCUCUUGUAUUAUUUGAUGAGAGAUACUCAUUGGAAGAAAUACUUUUACACCUGUGGCGUUAUCCUUCUCUCUCUAUUCAUGGGAUUGAAGGAGCUUUUCAUGAACCAGGAAUUAAAACAGUCAUUCCGGCAAAAGUAAUAGGCAAAUUUUCAAUCCGUCAAGUUCCCCACAUGGACCUUUCCGUUGUUAAACAACAGGUGGUGGAGUACUUGGAGAAUGUAUUUUCCAAGAGGAACAGCCCAAACAAACUGAAAGUAUCUAUGCCAUUGGGUGCAAAGCCCUGGGUUGCUGAUAUUAAUGAUCCACUAUAUAUAGCAGCAAGAAGGGCAGCAAGAACAGUUUUUAGAGAAGAUCCAGACUUUAUUCGGGAUGGCUCAACAAUUCCUAUUGCCAGAAUGUUUCAGACUAUAACACAGAAAAGUGUGAUAAUGCUUCCAAUUGGAGCAGCCGAUGAUGGGGAGCACUCCCAGAAUGAGAAAAUAAGCAGAUACAACUACGUUGAAGGAACCAAAGUAUUUGCAGCCUUUCUCCUGGAGAUAUCAAAGCUGCAUGGACAGUUACAAGAAAUUUCCAACACAAAGACUGACAACUGAAAGACCAUCACAAGGAAAUUAGCAAAGCACUUUUUUAGUCUUAAGCUAUCUAACUUUCUGAUGUCAAAAAACAUAUAAAUCACACAGAAAUGCAUGUCUGAAUUUGCAGAAAAAUUAAAUGCCAUGCUAUUACUUGGCAUGCUACUAAAUGAUAUGCAUCUGCUAUUCAGUCAAUCAAGUGACCUUAUUCCUAACACUAUAAAAUAAGAUUAGAGAUAAUUCAUUCUUAUGGGGCGCUAUGUGGUAUUUAGCUUUAAAAUUCAAGGAAAUGGAAUGUUUGUAUUCAUUUUAUCAAAAUUGCUUUAUUUCCUAUUGUUUUGUAAUAUGGCCAGGUUCAUGCUGCCUAGUUGAUAUUCCAGUUCUUCAAUACGAGCAACUUGCAAUACUGUUGCUUCCUCCUAACAGAUUUCUCUAUGAAACUAUUUGAACAAAAGAUAUGCUAUUAUGUUAAUCUCUUCCCUGUCCUUCACAGAAGGCUAUAAAUAGGAAAUGCAAUAGGAUUAGUUUGCUGAAUUUGAUGCAAAGAUGUUCCCUAUUUCUGGGAAUAAUCACUCUGAGGCCAAUAGAACUGCAAUAGCAAGUAAGGAUUUGCAGGUCUGAAUUCUGCUUUUUUCCCCCAUUUGAUCUGAAUCUCCUCUUACUGUGCUGUUUGGCAUAGUAUUAAGAAUUACUAUAUUAUACUUAUUUCCCUAGUGUGACUUCCUUCUUGUACCACAGAAAAAAGUUAUUGUAAAUACCUGUUCUGACCACAGUGUCAUCACAAGGGUGUCUUUUUCCCAACUAUUAGUUGCCAAUUACUUUUAAAGCACAUUUUUAUAUCAAUAAUUAAAUCAAAGAAAAAUCAUGUAUUUUGAAAUUAAAAUAAUAAAUAUUUUAGUUCUAGUUGCUAACCAUUUAGGCCAAACAUCUAACACACAUUACAUAAGCAAAUUCAAAUUUAUAUUUCUUCAUUUCAAAAUGUGAUUUGUAUUAAAAUGUAUAGUUAAUUCUCACACAACCAAAUGACUGAACCAGAUUUAAACAAAAGAACUUGCUAGUAGUAGCCCUACCGUUAACACGGAUGAUAUAAAAUAAGUUAUGGAAAUUAGCUGGCCUCUCCUGGUGAUUAAAGGCAGAAAGAUUGGAGCCUAUAGAAUGGAAUUUCAUACCAUAGAGAAUCUGUGCAAACAGCUGAUGCAAAAAUUAUCAGGAUAAAAGCCCUGGCUGAACUAAAAAAUAGAAACAACAACAACAAAAAAAAAGCUUGGAAAUUCUUGGGAGCUGGGAAUAGAGGUAGCUGGCCUUUUAAGAGGUCUCGGAAUGGUGGUAAUCAGGAAUACUGAGGUUUCAAAUAAGACUUUAAUAAACAUCAGUGUCCAGACUUCCCUAGGGUUCUGAGGAACUCAGUUCAGCUGGUAAGAAUUUAAUCAGUAUACUGCCUAGACAGUGUUCAAGGGAAAAAGAAGCCCUGAGCUCACGCUUUCUUACUUGUGUUGGCUUUGUAGGCUACGUAGUGGAAAUGUAAUUUCUGGUGCUGGUGUCAGGAGAGAGGACUCCACACACAGACAGGGAGCCAAGUCUGAAGCAGACUCCAACUUGUACCUAACCAACUUGUAGAAUAUGGCCCACUACCAUCUCUCAGCUCUCUUAGCCUGUUUAAAUCACUUAGAGUCCAACAUGGCAAUGAAUUCUGCAGGAGAGAACUAGCCCACACUUAAGGACUAUGGGACUAUAAAGAUAAAUGGAUGAAUUAUACUUAAGUAUUUAAAGGUAUAAAAUUAGUAUCAAACAUUAUUUACAAUCUUCUGUUUUGCAGAGUCUUGAAGUUUGGGUGUCCUUAGCAAGGGACUUAAACAACCAUUGAAAGACAUGGCUACUCACAGAUGAGAAGCUUUUGGCAGAAGAGUAGGGCAGAAAGCUAGGUGGGAUGGUGGAGGUGGUACAUUUGGGCAUCAAAGAGGUAUGAAGGCAAUGUUUCCAGGAAUAUAACUGUUUUGGAAAACACUACAUCCAUGCUGUUGAUGGUUGCACCACAUUAAGAAGUCCAGCUAUAGGAUGGGCUUAUGCUAUGUGUAGCUUUUUUGUGUUUUUCUUUGGAACAACAAAGAAAAUACAGCCAACAAAGACAGCAUCCUUUUAUAUUCAUAGGCACUAUCAGAGUAGUGCAGUGAAAUAAGGUUCAGAUCCAAAAUGACCAGUGAUCAUCAAGUUAAAAAUGUGUGGAACAGUGGGACCCAUGAAUUAUGCAGACCAUUCUCUUGUUGUCUUCAACCCCAGAGGGACAGCAGUAGCAGAAAACUUCAAUUUGAGACUGUCAAGGCCAUGAAACAGUGUUGUGGAAGCUGUUUCCCCUUCACACCGGGAUUCCCAGAACUCCUCUUAGAGCAAGGCAGUGCAUCGAUCUGUCAUCCUGGCUCUUCUGUUGUGCAACAUCUCAUCAGCCUCUGGGAAAAAAACCUGGUGUUCAUUUUUCUAAGGUCUGUACCAUUAUACACCAUUUCUAGGAAUAUUACUCCUCUAUUGCAUUAAUAAUUAUUUGUUGCCACAGAAAAUUAAACAUAGUUCUAGAAUAGUAGUCUUAGAAGUUGGAUUCAAGUUUGCUUCUAUUUGUUAGUCUUGUUCUAGGUCUGCCAUAUCCCAUAUCACAGCAUAUCAGAUGUUUUCAUACCCUAAACAAUAAACCAAAGAAUAGAAAUCAUGCAGAUACUUGUGUAUGUGCAUACACAUAUAUGUAUGUAUACAGCUAUGUAUAUAAACUUACAUAUAUACAUUUACAUGAUGCUGUCCUGGCAUUUAUUGCAGGAAGAACUCUAAAGAAGAAACUGGAACACUUUAAUUUUCAUUUAAAAUCAGUGAGCUUGAUUUCAAGUUAAGUUGAAAGUUGCUUUUUUUGUAUUAGAUAAAUACACUUGUUAAUUCUUAAUGUCUUAAAAGACUAAAAAUAUGGCAGUCAGCUAAAAGUAUGGAAAAUGAGUAAAAUGAUAAGAUACUGACAGUAGCAGCUGAAGGCAUGGAGAGAUCAGCAGCCUGCUGAGACUAACAACUAAUCAGGUCACCAUCUGCUUAGCCUUUGAAAAUGGAAGAUUAGACUUAUUCAUUUCAUUAUGGUUUUUCUUUUUGUGUAUCCAGCCGCAAUUUCUCUCAGGAAACUUGACUUUGACUCCUGAGAGUUAUUCCUCUUUGAAUAUGGCAUUUAGGUUUGUCUGGCAAAAUGUUCUAAAAUGCUUUGCUAGUUGAGGAUGGCCAUACCCCAUGUUUAAAUGGGGAAGACUGGGCAACUGUGGCCUUAGUGGUGCUGCAGGAGCAUGUGCCACAGUGGUCAGUGGUGGGGAGGAGCUGUAGCCUCCCCGGUCCUGCUGUAAACCUUCACCUGCAAGUAACAUGGAAAGUUAAAAUACUGAUGCAUGAAAAAGGUUUGCAAUGCAAUAUUAUCAUUUUGUAUAUCCUGUUUAGUCUCCCUGUCUUAUUUCCGUAUCGCACAUCGCUAGGGUGUGAAGAUUGCCUGUGUCUGCAAAACUCAUGUGUAAUAACAUUCAUCGCUGUGUGCCACUGGGAACAGACUGUCUACCCCCUCUGCUAACAGCAACGCUCACUGCCGAUUAUUUUCCCCUACUUGAUUUUCUAAGAUCCUAACAGCUGUUUGCCAUUUUUCAUCCCUUCCUCUUUCCUCUUGCUUUCUCAAAUGCAGCUGUUUUAGAAGACUUUUCCUCUAGAAAGAUGGAAUUAGUCAGAACAUGCGUGCAUAUAUCAGUUGUGGUGCAAGCUACUCUCUUACAGGAAAAAAGUGUGGAACUUCUCCAAUACAACGUUUUUGUAAGCUUUUCGCAAAUUUUUCUUUUGGUUAAGGUCUGGGCAUGAGUUGAAUAUGAAUAUUCUUUCUAAAGUGAUUAGAAGUCAUUUGGAUAUUUCCACUAGUAUGUGCCAGUAUUGUAAAUUCUCAUCAAGCUUGCAGAAGAACACAAGAGGGCAGUUGCCCCUGACCAGCCCUGUGGCAUGUGCAUUUAGACAGAGGCUCUUGUGAUUCUUUUGGCCAGACUGAAAUCACUGGAACUCAGGAAAGAGCCUCUCGUCUCACUGAAGAGGAGAAAAAUCUUCAUGAAGAAAUUAAAUAGGUCAGAAGCAGGUUAAAGCCAAAUCUGGAAUAAAUAAAUUCAUUUACAAGGUAGGGUUCAUGUGAUAUUUAAAUUCAUAUUGGAUUUUGCUUAAUUAGUAUUAUUAUUAUUAGCUCUUCAGCCAAAAUGGCAAGCUGCUGGUCUCUAAUGAGGUAAGUGAAAGAGCCCCUGACUGUAAUGGGCUUUCAAAUGUGCCUUAGGAUCGGCAGCUCCUGCAAAUCUUUCCAAAUGAUUCUGCAGCCCACAUGGAAUGAGUUGUUUUUGAUGGAGGAUGAUGAAGGUGGUUUCUACUUACUUUAUUUACUUUCACACCAUUUUAAAAAUUGCAAAUACUAUCUGAAAGCAUGCAUAUGCUUUAUUAUAUCAUUCCUGCCAGGCUCUUUGUGUGAAACUUGUCAUGUUACACUUAAACUUGUCAAGGCAGGAACAACUGCUGUAUUUCUUCAAGGACCUAAAUUAAACAGGCGUUUAACAGUGCUUGUAAAAACGUAGCAAGGCACAGAAUUUGGGUUUUAUUUGCUAGCAAACUUUACCAUGGGGUGAAGAAAAGCCAACCAAACCUUGCUUAAGCUUCAGAGGACACUCCACAAAAGGUGCCAGGCUGUCAGCAAAGGAAAAACGGUCAUGUCCUUUAAAUAAUAAGCACUGGAGAAUUUCAGUACAUAACUAUGAAAUGUUUUCUAUAAACCCAACAGUUUACACACCUUCUGGUUUCAGUGGAUGUGUAAAACUAAUAUGAUUUGGAUGCAAAUGCCAGGUGGGUGAGAUACUGAGUUACUGAGGAUGAAAAAUACCUAUUAAAUCUGUAUUUCAUGUAGUGUGGCUUUCUCUGAAAGCUCAUUUCUGACCUGAUCUGAUACCACAUUAAAUCUUGAAGUUAAUGUAUCAAUGUAUAAUGUACCAGACUUGAUAUUUAUAUUUGAGAUAUUUCUCUUUCACAAACUUGCUUCGUGGGAUUGAGAGAGACGAAUUACAGAGUGGCAGAACUGUAAAUACUUGAAAGCUGGACAUCUUUACAUAUAAUACAGUGUAAUAAGUGACUCUCUUUGAUUUUACUGCAAUGAAUUAACUUUUUUAUUUAAAAAAAAUGCAGUACAACAAAGCCAAAUCCUUGAAGAUUUGCAUUGUCAGUAUGCAGACAGAUUUAUAUAUAGCAUUACUUAAAAGAAAACAGACAUUUUGUAUAUAUGUGUGAAUAAUACUGAUGUUGCUACCUGUCUAAAAAUUCUUUGAGUGGACUGUCGCUGUGAAAUAACGUGAAGUGCCAGCCAAUUGCAUGUUUCCUCUCCUUUAAUGCAGUUAAAAUUCUUUCUUAUAUCUGUAAAAAGAAUUCAAAGGUCAUGCAAGCUCGCUCUUUCUGUCUGUGGAGCUGAAGGAGUUUUUUCUGAAUUUGGAACUGAAAUAAUAAUCUCUAAGAGAAACUGAAAAUUUUUCAAAAUUAUGUAUUCCUGAUAUGGAGCCUUCUUGUGUGAAGAAACAGGUAUAGUGGUGGAUCUUUCAUAUUAAUUUCAUGCAAGUUUGUAUCACUUCUUUACAUUUAGAAAGUCAAAAGCUAGUAAUAUGUUACAGAAAAGUCUUCUGUGUGUUAUUACUUUCCUGAUAAGAGAGCAAUCUCCAUAUGCAGGAUUACUAUCACCAAUCUACCAGCAACCCUAAAGUUCCAGUGACUGCUUUGAUCGAUAGUUUCAUUUAAUUAUGGUAGAAUGACCAAUAAAAGCUACCAGUUAUGGCAAGUACAUCCUUUCUCAAGCUUUUGUUUGAUUAAGGAUACUGAAUGUUGCAGUCGCAUGCUCUACUGCUCCGUUUGCACUACUAAUGACCAUCAGUCUACAGUUCUGAUGAACUCUUCCCUCCUCAACUGGACUGUGGGCUCUUCACCCACAGUUAGCUCUGAGAUAGUCUGGUUGACUAUCUUAAUAUGGGAUUUUCUAAAUGGAACAGUCUGAAAUGUUAACAGACAUGGUCUGUGGAUCAAAAAUCUGGUUGUCUCAUACAAGUGAACCUCAGUGUUCAGCAGCAAGGAAAGCAAUGUCCACAAAACACAAAUGAUGUCUCCCACUUUGCAUAUAUUUUGUAUUGUGCAUGCAAAGGUUUUUAAUUGUUUGUGCUGCUUAUUUGAUAAGAAUUGUCUUACAAAACCACUUAUUAAUACUUAUUUUUGUGAUACUGACCAAUGAGCAUAUUAAUGUAGCCAGCCAAUUGACUACUGUUCUAGUCAAAUAUCAUACAUACAAUUGUUGCAUACUUCUCUUACAGCUUUUCAGUUGUACAGUAACUUGGCUUUAGAGGAAUGUAAUUUAAAAUUAUUCAGUAUCUGACUAAAGAGAUGUCUGAUUCCUCAAUUGCCUCUGUGAAGACACAUCUCUGCACAUGCAGAUAUCAAUGGCUUCAAUGUAGCAGGCUGCAGUGGUCUGUUGUGCAGUGAUUUGCAGGACUUUAAAUCUGAAGGUAAAUACAUUCUGACUUCUAAAGCUUGCAGCUUAAUAACAUCAGAUCAUAAUUUUGCUAGAAAAAAGAAGACAACACCUUGACAAGUCCGUAUAAAUAUUACCUUUCCAAUAAAUAUUUUUUUUAAUCACG